UAAUGUAUAUUUCCGUGUGGUAUCACCAAUAAAUGAAGUGAAGCGCACGCAGCAACAAAAACAAAAAGAUUGCUACGAUCAAAAUAAGUUACCUGUGAUCAAAACUAAAAAACAAACCCUGUGUAUGUUCUCUUUCUUUUUUAAUUAACUUGCCAUUUCCCUUUGCCUGUAACAACAAAUAAAACGACGCAAAAGAAUAUUUUGGGCCAAUGUGCCAGAGUGUGUGUGUGUGAGCGAGAUAACAAGCAAUUUGUGCUGAAAAAUAAAAGUUAAAAAAGAUGCCGUGUAUUUAGAUAAUAGUUAAAGCCGCAAAUUUUGUUUUCGUCACCAUUUCAGCUCUUUUGAAACCGACUCCAGCUGGGUAAUUCGUGUGGCAAACUGAUCCCGAACCAGCAGAGGCAGCUGGGAGAGCAGGAGCAGGAGCUGAGAGAUUGGCAACCACCUGGCCAAAUGGGUGGCAACACUACAGGUGCCAAUUCGAGCGCCUUUAGCGCAGGCGGAUACAUUGGGCCCACAUCGGCCAGUAGUCAUCACAGUCUGGGAACUUCAUCUGCUGAGGCAGCGGCUGCGAUUGCCGGCGGAAGUGACCUGAUACCGGCACCAAUUGGCACGGGGAACGCUAUGGGAGUGUCGCCCUAUGCCUAUGGUGGCACCAGUUGGGAGGAAUUCUGCGAACGUCACGCCAGAGUGGCUGCUUUGGAUUUCGCCAAGGCCUGCAUUACAUACAUCAAUGGAAAUCUGCCGCCGGAGGAGGCAAGGAACAUCCAACACCGCAGCUUUGCCCAGAAAUUCGUUGAAUACUUUUCGGCGCACUAUGACACAGAGUUCUUCAAACGGAGAAGCACUCUGAAAUCGGGCGUGGGAUCACUGGACUUCGAGGAGGAGCACGAGGGACCGCGACUGCUUUCAAAGUCUUUGUUAAGACGACUUUCAUUCAAGGGACUCCGCAAGGGAAAGAUCUCUCUGCUGCAGGCUUUUUUCCACAAAAACUCGGAUGAUGUGGACGGCAGCGGUGGCAGCGGCAAGCAGAGCAAGACGAAGCUGGCCAAGAUCGUGGUGGAGUGCCGCAAGGAAGGCACCGUAAACAACCUGACGCCGGAAAGUCUCGACCAGCCGACAGGCUCGCAAAAAUGGGAGAAGUGUCGAUUGGUUUUAGUGAAAGCCGUGGGUGGCUACAUGCUUGAGUUUUAUACACCCCACAAGGCGACAAAGCCGCGGAGUGGAGUCUUCUGUUUCCUUAUCUCCGAGGCACGUGAAACGACGGCACUGGAAAUGCCGGACAGGCUGAAUACGUUCGUCCUGAAGGCGGACAACAACAUGGAAUACGUGAUCGAGGCGGAAAGUGCAGAGGAGAUGCGCAGUUGGCUGGCCACAAUACGCUACUGUAUGCGAACGCCGCCCACUCAACAGCCGUUGAUCGAAUCGGAUGGCGUAAUGGCGUCCGCCAUGCAAACAUCGCCAACAAAUCCAACUCCCAAUCCCAUAGGGGGCAUUCAGAACCCCCAAUACCAGCAGCAGGGUGGCUCCAAUGGCAAUCUGGUGGGUGGAGGAGCUCCGCUUGCCUCGUCCCUAUCAGCAGAUAGUGCUUUGGGUCAAGGAGGAGCCACAUCUGCCAGCGAAUUAAAUGUCAUCAACGAACUUGGCACCACACCGCCAUCUGGUCCACCAGAUAUACCUAUAAGACCUCAUCGAGGUGAACAGCGUCUGUCUGCCUCCAGCAACUUCGAUGGCAUCGAGGGCACUGAAAAUGAUGCAGAUGUUGCGGAUUUGACGGCUGAGAUGAGCGUGUUUCCCUGGUUCCAUGGCACACUAACGCGAUCGGAAGCGGCUCGUAUGGUUCUCCACUCAGAUGCAGCUGGUCAUGGAUACUUUUUGGUACGACAGAGCGAAACGCGUCGAGGAGAAUUUGUCCUGACCUUCAACUUCCUGGGACGCGCCAAGCAUCUGCGGCUCACAAUCUCGGAGAAGGGUCAGUGCCGAGUGCAACACCUGUGGUUCCCCUCAAUCCAGGAAAUGCUCGAACAUUUCCGUCACAAUCCGAUACCAUUGGAAUCGGGCGGCACUUCGGAUGUAACCCUUACCGAAUGGGUGCACUCACACAGCAGACUGAAUGAUCCAACGGCGGCAGCUACUCAUGACUCAGGACAACUAAACAAUCUGUCGGCGAAUGGUAAUGGAAAUGGCAACGGGAAUGGAAAUGGUUACGAUAAUGGCCAGGGAUCAUCAUCAACAUCAAAUGCGGCUGGAGGAAGUGCAUCGGGAGCUGCUGGCGGUGGCCAUCCGUCGCCGAGACAUUGUAACGAAGUGAUUACCAUGAAUCUGAGUGUUCGCCUAAAGACAAAUGAAAUCGAACUGCCACAGGAGCCAACACACGUCUAUUUUCCGGAGCAAGUCUAUUUCCAUUUGGAUCCCACAACGCUAACAGUGCACGGAUCACCGCCAGCGGCCCAGAAUUUUCUGGACCAGCCACAUCUGCGGGCCUCGAACGCCUCCCUUCAGGCCGCUGCCCAUCAUCCGACGGGAUCUUCCAGCAAUCGGCAUCCCAGCGAUGGUGGCAAUAAUAGUGGUGGAACAGGAGGUGGAUCGGGAUCCAGUGGGGGAGCCGAAUGCACGGGACGGGCCGUCGAUAAUCAGUACAGCUUCACCUAAGUCCGCUCAUCGAUCCUCAUCUGCAUUUCGUGACUUUCCCAGCGGAACUUUACUUUUGUGCCAUUUUUUAAAAUCAUUUUCCUGAAGGAGAGACAAAUUUGUGUUUUUUCGCAUCAAUCAGCUUUCUUUGCUUUAUUGAUUCACUUGUUUCUAUUUAAGUUAGUACCUUUUUUGGAAGACAUGAAGUAACUGAAUAUUAUUAUGUAUACAUUAUAUAGCUAAAUGUGUGUGUUCAUUUUAAGAAAAUCAAUGUUGUAUGUAUAGAAAAGAAAAACCUAAAAAAAAAGAAAACGCAAAAGAAAAUUGUACGAUUUUUGUGGGCACCAAAGGUGCGACUCAUGCGAAUCCUAAAACUUCCUGCUUUACAAAACAAAAAAUACAUACAUAUAUACUAUACUUAUAAAUAUAAAUUAUAUAUACAUAAUUAUAUAUUGAAAUUGGUAAACUACAAUAAAUGAAGUUAUGUAAAAGUAA
Messenger RNA from Drosophila eugracilis, 3123 nucleotides. RefSeq names its product SH2B adapter protein 1 (gene Lnk). Gene Ontology annotation, biological process: intracellular signal transduction. The transcript is spliced from 4 exons. The record is from RefSeq and is a predicted model, not a curated record. Gene Ontology annotation, molecular function: transmembrane receptor protein tyrosine kinase adaptor activity. Gene Ontology annotation, cellular component: plasma membrane. The coding region runs from base 451 to 2649 and encodes 732 amino acids. NCBI's taxonomy places the organism in Eukaryota, Metazoa, Arthropoda, Insecta, Diptera, Drosophilidae.